AUGACAGGACUGGGAUGGCCUCUCGUGCUACAGUGUUAGUGUUGAACGGUUCGUCCGUCAGAGAAAGGAGGUAAGAAGAGGAGGAGGCUUGCAGUUUCUGUAGCAAGCAUGUGGCUUUGUUAGAUUCGGUGGAUUUUGGACACCGGCUUUACAUGCAAUGUAUUUGUGCUACAUGGAAUUCGUUUUUCCUAUUUGUGUUUUCUACCGGAUACAUUCUUAUAGCUUGGAAUCGAGUGUUUUCCUGUGCGGCUCCGUUCAUUGGUAAACUGGCGGUUGCAUCAGUCGACUGUCAAUCAAGUCUGGGCUCUCUGCACCUGGUAUUAAUUUAAAUUUGCCGGUGAAUUUUUGUGGACAUUGAGUUGUGGAGCAAUCCUUUUCGUUUAGCCUUUUGUAGUUCAAUAACCGAGAGUUUAUUGUGCAGCCUUAUUGACAAGGUAAGAUUGUAACCGUAACGCAGGCUACUGUACCCCUAGUUAUAUUAAUAGACUGUAUCCCCGGAAAAUUACAACAUUGUAUCUUGACGGCGCAAGGAGGAACUAGCCUACAAGUACACUGCCCUCUCGAUUACUGUAUCAGUGAUUGCCAAAGCGUUGUUUGACAGCUGUCUUUGGGAACGCGUUGGACAAUAGGGCUUGCCUGGAGGAACCAUCUGCUAUUGUUUUCUCCUGUGGAUAGAUCAAAACAUUAACAGAUCGAACAUGUCGCUCAGCAGAAGUAUUGAAUGGGAACACUUUGAGGAACGGGACAAAACGCACCGUUCAUCACGGGCUAACGGCUCGGGAUCCCAGUCAGGCUCCAGAGGCAACGGUCUCGUUCCCAGCCCGGCGCACAGCGCGCACUGUAGCUUUUACCGAACGCGCACGCUCCAGUCGCUCACCUCCGAGAAGAAAGCCAAAAAAGUGCGAUUCUACCGAAAUGGGGACAAAUACUUCAAGGGUUUGGUGUAUGCCGUGUCCAACGACCGUUUUAGGUCCUUAGACGCCCUGCUUAUGGAGCUUACCCGGUCUCUCUCGGACAACGUCAACCUGCCUCAAGGUGUCCGGAGCAUCUACACCGUGGACGGCAGCAAGAAGAUUAGCAGCCUGGACGAGUUAGUGCAGGGUGAGAGCUARGUGUGUGCCUCCAACGAGCCCUACCGCCGAGUGGACUACACCAAGAACGUUAACCCUAACUGGUCAGUGGGCAUCAAGGCCGGCCAGUCCCGCUCCCUGUCCUCCCUCAGCACCCUGGUAAAGGGCGAGCUGCAGCGUAGCGAGGCCAGCCUGGGCACCAGAGACUUCAUCAAGCCCAAGCUGGUGACGGUCAUCCGCAGCGGGGUCAAGCCCAGGAAGGCUGUGAGGAUCCUGCUGAAUAAGAAGACGGCCCACUCCUUCGAACAGGUGCUGACCGACAUCACGGACGCCAUCAAGCUGGACUCCGGGGCGGUCAAACGGCUCUACACACUGGAGGGAAAACAGACUUCUUUGGCGAGGACGACGUGUUCAUCGCGUGCGGCCCAGAGAAGUACCGCUACGCCCAGGAUGACUUCCUGUUGGAUCACAGUGGGUGCGUGGGACAUGCCAGGUCUCCCUCGGCAAAGAGGUCUUCUGACCUCAAUGGGACUUCCUGGUUAAAUAAAGAAUGCCGGGUGCUCAAGUCCUCAUACUCMGCUCGCUCGCCCACUCCAACGAGGGCUACUGGGAGCAAGAGCCCUGGACUCUCACGCCGUAUCAAGUCCCCUGGCAUAGUAAGAAGACCAAUCCAUUACUCCACCAGUAGCCAGUCUCCUGUUAAAUCCCCAGUCAAUGGUGUCCCCAGCAGUACGAUCUCCACCCCCAAGUCCACCAAAUCCAACAGCUCCUCCCCCACCAGCCCCCGAAGUAUACACAGCUUCAAGAUUCCGCCACAUCACACGUCUGCCACCAAUGUGAACGUGUCUUCACACGGUCUGGAGCUGGCCAAUAACAUGAGUCCUGAGGUUAACGGCAACAGCUGUAGCUCUAUCACAACCGUCCUGGAUAAGUACAAGGUCGGCAAGGUCAUAGGAGACGGAAACUUUGCAGUGGUGAAAGACUGUGUAGAACGGUCCACUGGGAAGGAGUAUGCACUGAAGAUCAUUGACAAGGCCAAGUGCAGUGGAAAG
Messenger RNA from Salvelinus sp. IW2-2015, 2122 nucleotides. NCBI's taxonomy places the organism in Eukaryota, Metazoa, Chordata, Actinopteri, Salmoniformes, Salmonidae. The record is from RefSeq and is a predicted model, not a curated record.